AAGAUGAAGUUUAAGAAACAUGUCUUCUUUUAAGAAGUUCUUCAUCUUCAAGAAGGUGAAAUAAUUUUAAGUGGUUUUAGUCACUAGCGCCAGUCCGUUGCAAUUUGAGAUUUUGAGAUAUAGCAGCAGUUAUACUCUUGACGAAGAGCCACCACGAUAAAUUUAAGAUGUUAGAAGGGUGAAUCGUUACGACUACGCUAACUAAGUUUAAGUUUAAGGAAAGCCUGUAUGGCUUCUCAUACUUAUGAGUUUGGCAACCGAACUAGCUAGUGAGGGAUCCCCAUAUCAGUCAAAAGAUUUAAGUUGAGAUUUGAGCUUUAAGAGGGGAGAGUAGAUUUAGCUCCCUUACAGUUUUAAGUGUUAUGAGUUUUUAAGAGUGGAAGUACAAACAAUUUCCACCAAUUUAAGUAAGUGUUUUAAGUAAAGUGCUAAGUAUUAGAAAUUUUAAAACGCAAAGGAGUAGACUGACCCCAUCUCACUCACCAGGCCUUAGUAAAAGAAUGAGCGAGAACCCGCUCGAUAUCCACUAGUUAGAGAAGCAGUUAGAAAGCAACGAGAUCGAGAGAACGGUUUGAGGCAAGCCAACUAUAGGAGGACGAUUCGCACGUCACGGAGGAUACCUACUCAAGGUUUUCAAUAAGCGACAACAUUAGAGACUUUUUAGUUAUUUCAUUUUAUGAUUAUGAGUAUAGACUGGAGAUUCAGAUUAAGAUUUUAUGAUUGAGGUUCGCCCAAGUGUUAGGGCUUUGUUUUAAGAAGUUACAGUUUAUUCUCUGUAUUUGUUAAAGUUAUUUAUUUAAAAUUUCCGCUAUUUUUCCAAGUAUUUGCAGUUCUUAUUUUGUUUCAUGGUUUAUAAAGGAUAUUUUGAUAAAAGUAGUACCCGGCCGGGUUAGGGUGUUACACAAUGUUGUUUAGGCUUGACUUCUCAGCGUUGUUUUAUUUUACUAAACAACGCCGUUUCUAAUUCCACAACGGUGUUGGUCACGCAUCCAUGUAAUCUUGGCCGAAUCCUCUCCUUCUUCGAUAAGGAAUAGAGAGCACUCCUUUUCCAAUCACAACACCAAUAUUGCAAAGCCGAACCUUAGUUCACGACAUUAUUUUCUACUAAACAAUGUCGUUUCAAGUACCACGGCGUUGUUGGAUCUUACUCGCGGUGCUGUUUAACUUCUUCUCGACGUUGCUUAUCUCUCCACAACGUUGUUUUAAUCACUUGGCAUAGAAUUAAAUGUCAAAAUUCAUUAAUGCGACAUUUAAUUUAAUCCAAAUUUUUAGGUGUCAACAAAAUGUCAUAUUGUAGAGCAUAAACUAUGACAUGAUUUGCUAUGAGUACUAUCUGGCAAAGUAUUCGACCUAAAGCUAAUCGGAUAUAGUGGGCAAAAAUGUUGCGGGGAAAGUUUGUUAUACCCAAUUAUAGGUUGAUAACUUGGCUGGCGAUUCUAGGUCGACUGGCUACAAAGGAUAAACUGAAAGAGUGGGGGUUAGUACGUGAUGACCUAUGUUUAUUCUGGGUUUCAGAACAUGAACUGCAAGAUCAUUUGUUUUGUAGGUGUGCUACUCUCGGAGUCUAUUGACAUUUCUGCUCCCAAAUGUGUGUUGGCCGAGGGAGUGGAGCAAUAUGGUGAAUCUGAUUUGCAAAAUUGUAGAGAAGAAGACCUCUGUGGAGGGAUAGCUGGGACACUAUGGUGCUGGUUCGUGUCGAUGCUUUGGAGAGAACGCUGUCGUAGAAUUUUCCAAGCUUCAAGUAAGAGUAGUGAUGAAGUAUUGCGGAUGAUUGUAGAAGAAGUGCAGUUAUAUAGUGCAGGGGACUCAGAGUUUUGUCUACUGUUAGACAGCUCUAGUCUCUCAGCAAGCUAUAGGCAACUUCCUGGUUAGCUGUGUAGUUUGUGAUAGCAGUAGUUAGAGGUGGCAAUUUUAAUCCAAUCCAUCAAUCCAUUAAAAAUAUCCACCUAAUCCAAUCCAUUUAAAUCCAAUCCAUUUUAUCCAAAUCCAAUUGGAUUGGUGGAUUCAUGGAUUGGAUCCAUGGAUCAUUGGCAAAUUACGGUUUAGUACCUAUAAUUUUUAUUUUUGACAUUUUGGUACCUAAAAUUUAAUUUUUUAUACGAAAAAUAUCAUUGGAAAAUUACAUUUUGGUACCUAAAAUUUUUCAUUAUGACAUUUUAGUACCUAAACUUCUUACAUUUUACAUAUUGGUCCUUGGUUGAGGAUGUCAUUUGGAUUCAUGGAUAAUCCACCAAUCCACUUGAUCCAAUCCAUGAAUCCACCAAUCCACUGGCGGAUCCAGGGGGUGGCCACCCCAAGCCCCGGCCCAGCCCUCCUCUGGAUCCGUAGUUACUAUAGUCCUUAUGAAAUUUUUGAUUUUAGACAUUCAAUUCAGUGUUAUUCUAUAAUAAGAUUGGGUUUAACUAGAAAAAUUAUCAAGUUGAACAUAUUCAAAUCACUAUUCUAAAUUUAGCCUAGAAUUUUAGCACAAAGAUUACGCGUCUUAAAAAAACAAUGAACCUAAAAUUCUAAAAAGUUCAAAACGUAAAAGACUAAAAGAAAUAUGAGGUUUGUUCCCUUACAAAUUUACUAAAGCAGCUGGUGUGCAGGGAUGGACAAACAAUGUAAAUUGAUUAGUCGAUUGAUUUAUCUAGUGUUGAUGCUGCUAGUUUCAACAGCUACUACAAAGAUAACCUUUUUAACAAUGAAACAUGUGAGAACUGAUUUGCUCAACACAAUGAGCGAUGAAUUUCUCGCCUAUUGCUCAAGUAUUUUAUUUGAAACAGUGUAUACUAUUGGUAUGGAUGUAGACUUCAUUAUUGAUGCAUUCCCUAAAUUAAAAUACAGUUGUGUACAAUUUACAUUGCAAAAAACUAUAAUCAUUAUAUUUUUUUACGGUUCUAAUUUUUUAAUGAAAUGCGGCCCAGUGCUCUUUUGUGUUCUGGAUCCGCCGCUGCACCAAUCCAUUAGAUCCAAUCCAUUUAAUCCAUGAAUCCACCAAUCCAAUCUACCAAUCCACCAAUCCAAUCCAUUUGCCACCUCUAGCAGUAGUUUAAUUGCAAAGUGUCUGAUACAAAAGUGUAGAUAGUACAUCAUAGUCCUACCACUUAGUUAUAGAAGUUCUGCAUGAGAACGUGCUUCAUCCAAAAUUUCCAGCUGUGAUUUUAGUAGGGAUAUUUUUGUCAACAAAUUAUUAGUAAUUAACUAAUUAUCAUGAAUCUAAAAAAACUCAAGUUGCCUACGUUUCUAUCCAUCCGAAAAUUUCCGGAAGAAAAGCUUCCUCAUCCAUUUUUUUAUUAUAUAUUAUAUAAUUUGGGAUAAUUAUUAAUGAUUAUUUUAUAUGAAUUUAAUCAACUUUAGAACGUAAGUGUAACCAUGAUAGGAAUUCUAGAAAAAUGGGUUAGUAUCUUGGGUUUGCAAUAUUAUUUAUAAGUUAAUUACUUCUAUAAUAAUUUUUAUAUCUUAAGGAAAAGAAGAUGAAUUUGGAUUUCAAAUCUAGCUUGGCAGGCCAAGCAAUAAACUAUAACUAAUUAAACACAGUAUAUAGAAAUUAUUAUUUUGUAAUUUGUAUAAGGAUAAUAGUAAAAAGCAUAGAGAUUUUUUUUUAUGGAAAACCUGUAAAAUCAAAAGAGAUUACUUAUCCUAUUAUAUAUACUAAUACAUCAUUUUAGAUUUGAACAUCCAAAUAGAAAGUAAUUCCACAAAAAUAAAAGUAAUUCAACCAACAUACAACCCACUAAAAACAUCCUGCACAUUUUCAAAAAUAGCAAACAAUAAAGAUUUGAGUUUUUA
Molecule: messenger RNA, 3771 nt
Organism: Linum trigynum
Lineage: Eukaryota; Viridiplantae; Streptophyta; Magnoliopsida; Malpighiales; Linaceae
Source: the annotation of a GenBank genome assembly